This is a messenger RNA of Cavia porcellus (domestic guinea pig), 6443 nucleotides long. It is a transcript of the gene Tub, whose product is annotated as TUB bipartite transcription factor. The coding region runs from base 163 to 1881 and encodes 572 amino acids. Gene Ontology annotation, cellular component: cilium. Lineage: Eukaryota; Metazoa; Chordata; Mammalia; Rodentia; Caviidae. Gene Ontology annotation, biological process: protein localization to cilium. The record is from RefSeq and is a predicted model, not a curated record. The transcript is spliced from 13 exons.
CGGGGCGGCGGCCUCUCCCGCUCUGGCGCGCGCUCCCGCCCGCGGCCGCCCCGCGCGCUCCCGCCGCUUCGCCCGCCCACCGCGCCGCGCAGGCGGCCGCUCAGGCUGGGACCCUGGCGUUAGCUCGGGCCUCGGCGGGGCCCAGCGCCCCGGCCCGGGAGGAUGCGGCCCGGGGCGGCCCAGGAGCUGAGCAGGGCCCUCGCGCCGGCCCCCACCGGCCCUGACCUCCGGAGCCGCAGCCGCCACCCCACCCUCGGGAGACAUGACUUCCAGACCGCAUUCCGACUGGAUUCCCUACAGGUAUUCGCCGAGGGUGGGCGCCGUCUGGUGCGGUUAGCGAGAGGAGCACAGAUCUCAGCUAUGGAAAUACAUCAGUUCUUCUGCUUACGCAGUGUCUUAGAUGAUGAGGGCAACAACCUGAGGCAGCAGAAGCUUGACCGGCAGCGGGCCCUGCUGGAACAGAAGCAGAAGAAGAAGCGCCAGGAGCCCCUGAUGGUACAGGCCAAUGCCGACGGGCGGCCCCGGAGCCGGCGGGCCCGGCAGUCAGAGGAGCAGGCCCCUCUGGUGGAGUCCUACCUCAGCAGCAGUGGCAGCACCAGCUACCAAGUUCAAGAGGCCAACUCACUGGCCAGUGUGCAGCUGGGAGCCGCCCGCCCAACAGCACCAGCCGCAGCCAAGAGGACCACGGCAGCAGCCGCAUCAGGGGGCCAGAGUGGGGCCUCUAGGAAGGAGAAGAAGGGGAAGCACAAAGGCACCGGCGGGCCGGCAGCACUGGCAGAAGACAAGUCUGAGGCCCAAGGCCCAGUGCAGAUUCUGACUGUGGGUCAGUCGGACCACGACCAGGACACAGACACAGGGGAGACAGCAGCCGGUGGGGGCGCACAGCCCAGCGGGCAGGACCUCCGUGCCACGAUGCAGAGGAAGGGCAUCUCCAGUAGCAUGAGCUUUGAUGAGGAAGAGGAGGAUGAGGAUGAGAACAGUUCCAGCUCCUCCCAGCUAAACAGCAACACCCGGCCCAGCUCUGCCACUAGCAGGAAGUCCACCAGGGAGGCAGCCUCAGGCCCCACCCCAGCAGCCCCAGAACCACCAGUGGAUGUCGAGGUCCAGGAUCUUGAGGAAUUUGCACUCAGGCCAGCUCCCCAGGGUAUCACCAUCAAAUGCCGAAUCACACGGGACAAGAAGGGGAUGGAUCGGGGCAUGUACCCCACCUAUUUCCUGCACUUGGACCGUGAGGAUGGGAAGAAGGUGUUCCUCCUGGCGGGAAGGAAGAGAAAGAAGAGUAAAACCUCCAAUUACCUCAUCUCUGUGGACCCAACGGACCUGUCUAGGGGAGGGGACAGCUAUAUCGGGAAACUGCGGUCCAACCUGAUGGGCACCAAGUUCACUGUUUAUGACAAUGGAGUCAACCCUCAGAAGGCAUCGUCUUCUACUUUGGAAAGUGGGACCCUGCGUCAGGAGCUGGCAGCCGUGUGCUAUGAGACAAACGUCUUGGGCUUCAAGGGGCCUCGGAAGAUGAGUGUGAUCGUCCCUGGCAUGAACAUGGUUCAUGAGAGAGUCUCUAUCCGUCCUCGAAACGAACAUGAGACACUGCUAGCCCGGUGGCAGAAUAAGAACACGGAGAGUAUCAUUGAGCUGCAAAACAAGACCCCUGUCUGGAAUGACGACACACAGUCCUACGUACUUAACUUCCAUGGGCGUGUCACACAGGCCUCCGUGAAGAACUUCCAGAUCAUCCAUGGCAAUGACCCGGACUACAUCGUCAUGCAGUUUGGCCGGGUAGCAGAGGAUGUGUUCACCAUGGAUUACAACUACCCGCUGUGUGCACUGCAGGCCUUUGCCAUUGCACUGUCCAGCUUUGACAGCAAACUGGCCUGUGAAUAGAGGUCUCCUCCCGCCCUUUGGGGUUGUCCAGCCUGGAGUGGAGCUUGCCUGCCUGCCUGCCUGUGGAGACAGCCCUGCCUACCCUCUGUUCAUAGGCCUUCUGCUAGAUGAAGCUCUGGCCUUCAGCAGGCUACCUGGCCAAGCCAGCCAAGAACUGACUCCUCUGCCUCUGAUGCUGAGGCAAGGGACUAGUGGGUGAGUGUGAAGGGACAAGAGUACUUCCUUCUGUGGCCCAAGACCAUCACGCACCCCCACUCUUGGAUUAGUACCCUGCUGUAGUCAUGGAUGCCAAGCUGGGUGGCCUCCUUGGCUGGGAAGAUCUGAAGAGGUAUAGAGGAAGAGGAAGCACAAGCAGGGCUGCAAAGGCCCAGCCAUUCACUCAUCCCAAGAGUCAGAAGAGAACAGGUGCCCCCACAGGUUGGGGCACAGGGAGAGGGACACAGAGAGAGAGAGGAAGAGAGUAUGAAUAUGCAUACAGAGCACACCAACUUUAUGUAGCAAAGGACCUGAUGGCCUAGCCUGGCCCCUUCAACUUCAGAAGGCCUCAGACAGGCCCAAGGGAAGUUACAGUGGUGGGGGCAGAUAAGUGGCAGGACCUUGCUGGGAUGGCAAGGGUCUGACUGUGGCUGUGGGGAUCAGCUGGUUGCCUAGAGUUUAGCUGACGUACUUCUCCAAACUUACUCUGUGCUUAGAGGUACUGGGAACCCAGCUCUCAUGGCCAAAUAUCUUAGCGAAGUAUCUUAGGGCCUGCAGGAGGUGCAUCACUAGGCUUCCUGGAACAGGGUUGUCCUGGAGCCCUUCCUACUGGCCCAGCAGCCCUCUGCUGAGAAGUGCAGUACAACUCCUGGUAAGCAGAUGAGUUUGAAGUCAUUAGCCCUUGCUGGCAGGGUGCCAUUUGCAAGCCAUGGCAUGCUCCAAGAAGACUCUCCUUUUGGGGGAGACUUAGCCUGUGAGCUCUUCAGUCUUUUAGCUCCCACUGCUCUUGGCCAAAUUGUAAUUGGUGAGGGCUGCUUUCUGUGGUGGUUCUUCUGAGGGUAUGGGACAGGGUGAGGACAGCACAGAGUAUUUUAGAACCACAAGAGAUCAGAGGUGGUAGAACCCUUAGGGACCAAUAUCACUUUCACUGAAUAGAACUUGCCUUGGGUUACCCAGUCUGUUAAUGGCAGAGUUCAGAACCUCAAGUUCCCUUGACUUUUUUUUUUUUUUUUUUUUUGUCUCCCUACCCACCAAGAAACUAGUAUCUCCUACUCUUUGGCCUUCUGGGGCCCAUUCUGCAUGCAAUUUACCUAGAUUCCAGAGACGUAAAAACAUCAGAGUUGAUGUAUAAGAUUGAAACCAUUUCAGUAGGGAAUUGGACAGUUCCUUGUUGGAAGCAGCGUUUCUUUUGUACGUCAGUCUGACAAGGAUUGCUGUGUCUGGCCCAACCAUGAGGGCUGCACACCGGAGGCAGACCUCAGCAAGGCGGCUGUGCACCCAUCUGUCCAGGUGACAUGCAGCCCACCUGUUUCAGUGCUGGCCUGAUUGCUCCCUCCACUGCCACUGCUCCUUCUCGAUGUCACCAUCUGCCUUGCAGGUGUGGGAACUUGAAGCUCCUGCUUGUUUGUCAUUUACCCUGGUAGAGGCUUCUUUACCAGGUGGAAGUCAAAAACCUACGGGCAGCAAAUAGCAUUUAGACCUUGCCUUAGGAUUGUCAGCUUGAAAGGCUACAUAGAAAUAUUUUUUAACAUGAAACAUGCUUUAAACAAGUCAAUGAGGCACUACUGGUGAACAGGUUUAUUUUGACUUAAGUGAAAGCAGUAUGGUCUCUUUUCUUUCUAGUCAAGAUCUCCCUAUCUUGGGUGCUUAAAGCAAGACCCCUGCUCUAGUGGCAUCUUCCAUUCCUGAGUUGUUGAGAGAGGCGCCUCCAGUAUGCGCUUGUUAACAUGGUCUAGUUUCUAGAGGGCACAAGGACUUCGUGUGCUGGGACUGGCUCUUUUCCAGAUGAAACACUGUGGUGCCAUCCUUUCUGUAAUCCUGUGGUCCUUCCUUCCCUGACUUUAAAAAAAGAGGAGACCUGCUGACAGUAGAGAUGAUGGAGACAACAUGGUCUCUAAAAGUCUGGUCAGCUGUUUGUCUGGGUCUGUGAUUUUAAGGCAGAACAAGCCGACUCUGGAUUCUGGUGAGAGAAGCCCCUCUAGUGAGAGAAGUGGCAGAGUAGAAAAAUCAGAAGCACAAUGGGAAACUCCUGCCCUCGGCGCUCUGCUUUAAUACAGGAAAGUUGGCUGGCUAUUUUGAUAGGGUCAGGAAACAUGGCUGAGCCGUCUAGCUGCAGUGUGAGAAGGGUACCUUCAGCACAAAACUCUCUUUUGGACAAUGAGUGACAAGCAAGGACAGCUGAGUCACCUACUUAAGACCAGCCUCACAAGGUCAGCUCUUAGACUCCACUCCUGGUGAUGCUGCCUUUUCUUGACCACUGGCCCUAUGGCCAUAGGUUCAUGGACUCACAAAGCUGCCAGGGCCUGAAAACUACCUGGAUUUAGGCUCUCCUACAUUAAGACUUCUUGCCCUUCACAUCUUCUGCCCAGAUGGUCUUGCAGUGAGUUGAUGACAGCUAAGCAAUCCCUUAGGAUUUGGGUACCUGGACGUUAGGCAGCUCCCUUGCAAUUGCUCCUGGCUCUAUGCCCCAAACUCUACACCUCUGACCCAAAACAGUUCCCUGCAGAGUGGUGAAGCUGGCUUCCUUAACUCCUUUCCAAGUCUAGCUUUUCCUUCCUUCUGGCUCCAAGGUGCUCUGUGUCCAUGUGUGUAUGUGUGUGAGUGUGUGUGUGUGUGUGUGUCUGUCUGUGUUUCUGGGGGAAAGGUCAACCCAUAAACAAUCAACUGAAGUUUCUUGUGAUUGUAUUUCUGAGGAUGAACAGGAAAGGAAUAAGAAGGUAGUUAGGAGCACCUGUGGAUUUGGUCCCUUCAUUUCCUGCUCUUUCAACUGGAAGGCUAUUUGGUAAAUUAGCAGCUCUUUCUCCCAAGGUUCUGAGUAGGAGGAGACUACCCAAGAAAUUUCUUUCAGUUCCCACUUGGCAUCACCUGAAGAAACUGGUGUGUUACACGCAUGCCUUUAGAUGAAUCUGAAUAUAUUCUAGUGAUGGUGCCUUAAAAAUCUUGACACUAGUUCAGGGGAAGCAGGUAAAGCCUAGACCAAUGGAGUACAUGAAUGACAGGAUAGGAAAACUUCAGAGACCAUCUCUUUCAGUGAACUAGUAGGAUUACAAGACUGUAAAUGCAGGUUUUCCUUUCUGGAAACAGGACAUUGGCUAUAUGGUAAAUAAACACCAUUUAUUUAGAAGUAGUCCUGAACUUUACAAGCAAUAGAGGUGACUGGAAAGAAAAGGAGCCAUGCUUUGCUCAGCUGGGGCCUGCAGUGGAGAGAUUAGGAUAGUAAUGGCCAUAGCUCUGUUGUGCAAGCACAAAUCCCAUUUUCUGGAUGGAUGUACUAGUGUUCCUUUCUGUGGUAAACCUGGUAUCUCCUGCUUGUAACUCCUUGCCCCGGCAGCAACAUUCUUGUGGGACCUCAGGAUUGCAGGUGGCCACCAGAGCUGGAUAAGUAUGCUUUCUGGUGGUGCCUAAUCCUGUGAGAUGGGCCUGACUGCUCUGGAUCCUGGUUUGCAGCCUGUUGCAGCCCCUGAAGAGGCCAAGGGAUAAGCUUUUGUUUGAACUUACGGCCACAUGUCCUUUGUACCUCCAGUUUUUGAACUUAGGACCACUUGUCCUUUGAACCUUUAGUUAGCAAUUUUCGGUCAUCUCAAGAUAUGCAAGAGAGGCAGAAGCACUGGGACAGAUUUGGGUUUUGCAUUUUCUAAUCAGGUGGAGAGGCAAGUUGUCUUGCACAAAGUACUGCACUUAGUAGAUAUGUGAUUCUGAGCAUACCUAGGUCUGAAAUAACUAAAAUGAAGAGGGGCUGUCAAAGCUUGGUGUAGGAAUCGGUGAAUGAAAGUUAAUUCUUGCUUUCAUCACUACAUUUUUAAGCUCAUCACUGUGCCUUCUUUCUUUCUUAAGAAAGACAAUGCACCCCUCUCCUCCUCUGUUCUCCAAUCCCACUCUCUCCCAUCAAGGCCAGGCAGAGCUGGAAAUGAGGCUGAGGUCCAGUUUUCUAUGUAACAGUUCAGCAUGGCUUACAAGGGGAAGCCUAAAUCUGGCCUUUUCAUUCCUGCAUUUGGUGACAGAGGGGACUUGGUCAGGAUGGGUAACACUUUUCUUGCUGGGAACACAUAUUUAGCCAGUUUUCAUAAUGCCUAGAAUGUGUAUGUCUAUUUGCACAAGAUUGUCUUUUCCAGUUUUGGAGUGGUCAGACAUUUUAUUUUUGUUCAAAAUUAUCUGGAGUUUUAGACAAACUUGCAAAACUGUGCUUUUAUUAAGUGACUUUUUGAAUAAACAUUUUGGUAUUCUGAAGCAAAUGUAUGUAUUUAUUUAUUGGUAUGUGCAAUGACAAACUUGGUAUUUUCCCAUCUUGACAUUAUGUAUGUUGUAGAAUUUAGUGUUUGUCUAAGUACAGACAUGUAUCAACAAAUUAAACUUGAAUUGUUUCAACA